AUGGAGUGGAAAAUAUCUGUGAAGCAACAAAUGCACAAGAUCUUCGGUUUUAAAACCGGACCGCACGGCGUAAAAAUGUACGCGAUUCCUAAACUUAUCCACCACUGUAAGGAUAGCAUCGACCUGUUGACUUUGAAAAUCAACCUGAGGGAAGCCGGUGAUGAGGUCGAGGGCGAUGUCGGUCCAACGACCGGAAGGUGGAUCAGAGGGCUGAAGAAGGCCCUGAGGUUUGGAGCUGUUAUACUUCACGGUUUGACAUUCGUGACAGCUCUUGACGUAAUUUUCCACGACUGCUUGCAUGUCGGGAAAAUAGUAAAGGGGGCGGAGCCAUUGCAACCAGCGGCGUAUACCAGGGUGACCAGCAGAGGGAGCACAGUGAGUCUGAAAAAGGAAAUCGGGGAGGAUGCUGUGAGGAAUGCACAAGCGCCCUUCGAAAUACAACAAUCCCGUAUCUGA
Metschnikowia bicuspidata var. bicuspidata NRRL YB-4993 is the source of this 456-nucleotide messenger RNA. RefSeq lists its product as uncharacterized. The record is from RefSeq and is a predicted model, not a curated record. Lineage: Eukaryota; Fungi; Ascomycota; Pichiomycetes; Serinales; Metschnikowiaceae. The coding region runs from base 1 to 456 and encodes 151 amino acids. The transcript has a single exon.